AUGACGCAAAACAAGAGGAAUCAACCGGGUGCGUGCCCACCACCUCUGCGAUACGAAUGGACCAAGGCGUACCCGGCCAAACCGAAGGACAACCUGCUUGUUCUUCCAGAUAUCCGUCGGCAGCGUCCAUUCCGGCCGUCCUACGAUAUGGAAGGCGAACCGAAGAUCGACUGUUUGCUGGAUUGGUCGUACGCUCGGCAGUGGCAACUCGAGGCAAGUGCUUUCCGAGAGACCACACACAAAUUGGAGGCCGAAAAGAAACCGAAGAAAAAAAUUCGCGUCAAUCCAUCGGCUCGCCCAACCACCGGAAGUACUAGCAAGCAACGGUUCACGAUGAAGAAGUUCCAAAACGUUCCCGCCAAAGUGGAUACGCGAGGCGCCCUGGUUCGUCCAAGCAAGUCCUGCUGA
Molecule: messenger RNA, 408 nt
Organism: Anopheles coustani
Lineage: Eukaryota; Metazoa; Arthropoda; Insecta; Diptera; Culicidae
Exons: 2
Coding region: 1-408 (135 amino acids)
Source: RefSeq, a predicted model, not a curated record